Pseudocercospora fijiensis CIRAD86 is the source of this 1810-nucleotide messenger RNA. RefSeq lists its product as uncharacterized. NCBI's taxonomy places the organism in Eukaryota, Fungi, Ascomycota, Dothideomycetes, Mycosphaerellales, Mycosphaerellaceae. Gene Ontology annotation, molecular function: serine-type exopeptidase activity; dipeptidyl-peptidase activity. Gene Ontology annotation, biological process: proteolysis. Bases 1 to 1662 code for a protein of 553 amino acids. The record is from RefSeq and is a predicted model, not a curated record. The transcript is spliced from 5 exons.
AUGUAUCUCCAAGCACUCCUCAUAUCAGUAGUUGGCUUAGCAGAUGCCGUCGACAUCAGACCGUUAGGACAUAGAGUUGAUCGUCAUGGGACUAGCUUGGAUCGAAGGGCAACGCAACCAUCAUACGACAUUCACACAUUCGAUCAGCUGAUCGAUCAUUUCCCGAACUCAUCAAGAUACACACCGAAUCUUCCUGGCCAGACGUUCAAGCAACAAUAUGUCUUCGACAGCUCUUACUACAAGCCUGGCGGACCGGUAUUCCUAUACAUCGGAGGUGAGACCUCUGUGCAAAGCAGGUUCAGCAACCUAGCGACUGGAAUCAUUCAGAUCUUGAUAGAAGCGACGAAUGGUCUUGGGGUAAUCUUGGAGAAUCGCUACUAUGGCAACAGCUUCCCAUUCAAUUCUUCGUCGACGGACGAGUUACGGUUCUUGACUACUGAGCAAACAAUUGCGGAUAAUGCCUAUUUUGCUCAACACGCCACCUUUCCUGGAGUGAACGCCACGCUGACAUCAGAUAAGACUCCUUGGAUAUUGUAUGGCGGGAGUCUUGCUGGCGCUCUGACGGCGUUCUCCCUCAAAACCUAUGGCGGUGAUGAUGGCGUCCUUUGGGGUGGCAUCUCAGCGAGCGGCACCACAAAGGCAGUACUACCUUAUGGAAUCUGGUACGAUGCUUAUCAAAAGUUUGCACCACAAGAUUGCAUCGGCAGUCUGAACGCCAUCGUAGACAAGAUCGACCAUGUGUUCGAACACGGAAAUGCGUCUCAGAUCAACCACAUGAAGAGCUUAUUCGGACUCGAGGCUCUGAAAGACAACCGAGACUUUGCCAGGACGAUAGCUUUCCCACUUGGCGGCCCGGUAUUCUAUCCCACGAGCACCUGGCAAGAGCUCAACUGGGAUCCUGCUUAUGGUUCUGACGAUAUCUGGUACUUCUGUUACAACAUUACCAAUGCGGAUUCGCCUCACAACGUAACACAGCUCGACUAUGCUCUGGCUCCAUACACGAACGGCGAACCAUGGACUAAUCUGGGCAACUAUGCCACUUACAUCAAGAACUACAUCGUACCAAUGUGUCCAGAUCCUUCACUGAUCGACACCACCACGACUGGCUGCUUCUCGACCCAAAACCAAUCCUACUGGGCAGACACUACGAAUAACGAUAACCGCGCCUACAUCUACAGCUCCUGCACGGAAGCUGGAAUUUAUCAAGUCGCUCGAGCCACUGGUCCAACCCUCCUCUCUCGGGUGGUGAAGCUAGACUACACUCAACAAUGGUGCACCUGGGCCUACCCUCCGGGCGAACACAACUCCAUCCCAUCCACCCCUGACCUCAAUCGAAUCAACAAAUAUGGUGGCUACACCGUCACAGCAGAUCGUUUGGCUCAUAUCGAUGGCGGUCAAGAUGUCUGGCUUGACUUGUGUUACCACUCGACUUAUGCUCCGAAGCGGAUGACGAGAAACGCGAAGGAUGCGUACCUGCAUCCUGAGAUGUUGAUUACUGGAGGCGGUCAUCACUGGGAUAGUUAUGGUAUCAGGGAUGUUGCUGCUGAGCCGCAGUUCAUCAGGGAGGCCCAUCUUUGGGAAAUUAGGAUUGUGAAGAAGUGGUUGCAGAUGUGGGAUGAGAAGAAGGGGACGAGGAAUGGAACAGAUCGCGUUGAGUUGUGAAAAUAUCAAGAACUGAGUGCUGGCGUCACUGCACGCCGCGAUCAGAGGCUAGAGCGGUGUUGAGACAGCGACGCUGAAGUGAUCAUCACCUGGAUAUUGCGCAGUCAUAGCGUUUGAGAACUGACGAGCCUUUUGAGUAGGAUAUCUG